CCGGUGAAGGCAUUGAUAUGUUGAUUGGAAAUGAUUUAUACUUUUCAUUUAUCAGAAAGAGUGUUGAUUUGGGAAAUAAUACCUUUCUUGUGGAUUCUGAUUUUGGUUGGUUCCUCGCAGGAAGUGCUACUAACAGCAGGGAAGGGGAGACUCUAUCAGUGGCUACAUAUUGCCAGUGCCAUGAAAUCAAUCAAGACUUUUUUACAGAACCAGAUCUUCCUCUGCGUACCAUAGAUGUCAAAUUUUUAUGGUCACUUGAGAGCAUCGGGAUAUGUGAUUCUCCAAAAACUACAUGUGAGGAAGAAGCCGUCCAGCACUUUAACAAGACUGUCAAAUACAGUGAAGGAAGGUAUCAGGUCAAGUGGCCGUGGAUAGAGUAUCCACCAAAAUUGCCUACUAACUUGGACUUGCCUUUGGAAGAUUAAAGGGUGUAAUACGAAGAUCAAAUAAAGAAGUCAUGACAGAGUAUGAGAAAAUCUUAAACGAACAACUUGAAGCUAACAUAAUAGAAAUUGUGGAUCCUACCAUUCCUGCUGACCAUCCAGUUCACUAUCUACCUUUUCAUAUGGUUCAACAGAAGGGAAAAAGGGGUCGGCUGGUCUACGAUGCUUCAGCUAAGCUGAAAAACGAGAAAAGCUUGAAUGAGUGCUUAUACAGAGGUCCGAAUAUGCUGGAAGACCUUACAGGUUUAAUACUGAAAUUUAGAAUUGGGAAAAUUGCUAUCACUGCUGAUGUUGAAAAGGCUUUUCUUCAGGUUGGUUUACAAGAAGAGGACAGGGAUGUGACCAGGUUUCUCUGGGUCAAAGAUUUAGAAAAGGAACUAUCUGAAGACAAUAUCAUGCAAUAUAGGUUCUGCAGAGUGCCCUUUGGAGUAAUAUCGAGCCCUUUUCUCUUAGCGGCAACAAUUCGAUAUCACAUUUCAAAGACUAACAAAAGUCUUCUUCCUGUGAUAGCAGAUAAAUGUUAUGUAGACAAUUUAGUGACGUCCGUUCAAUCAAGAGAAGAGGCUCUCAAUUUGUAUGCUCAAACUACAAACUCAUUUAAAGAAUUAGGAAUGAACAUACGAGACUGGAUGUCUAACGACAAAGAUUUUGUAGACAAGAUUCCCAAACUAAAGAGAGCAAACAGGAAAGUGAAAUGA
This is a messenger RNA of Cydia pomonella (codling moth), 1141 nucleotides long. RefSeq lists its product as uncharacterized. Lineage: Eukaryota; Metazoa; Arthropoda; Insecta; Lepidoptera; Tortricidae. The record is from RefSeq and is a predicted model, not a curated record. Bases 458 to 1141 code for a protein of 227 amino acids. The transcript has a single exon.